UGGUGACCUCGCCUUGGCUACGUUGCAGACCCGUCUCACCUGCAGCCGGGUCCAGCAAAGCGGAAGUUGAAUCUGUAGCGUCAGCCACUUCUCCUGAGCUGUCAUCAUCAUUAUCAUCACCUGUCCCGCUGCCCAGCAUCCCGGGGGGCUAGAGUCCCUGCCCAGCAUCCCGGGGGUGGGGGUCCUUGCAGCGGCCAGGGCGGAGGAGGAGCCCUCUCUCAGCCUCCUCAUCACUAUUUUGGAUGAUGCUACAAUAACCGGAAUGGAAUAUAUGCCAUAGCUAAAUUAGGGUUUUGUUUGGCUGAGAAGCUUCUAAACCAACAUGACAAACUUUAAAAGGCUGGUCUUGGGCCAGCGAUUUAUACACUGGAAACUUGGGGCAGUGACUCUUAUUUUUAUGGGGUUUGUGUAUUUAAUACAAAAAGAAGUAGUGGACAGAGAGAUGGACGAGCUUGCGGCACAGGGAGGCUCGCUCGUAAAGAGGAAAAAAAUGUUGGACAUGGUGAUGGAGGCUGUAAAUAAUAUUAAAGACGCUGUGCCAAAAAUGCAGAUUAAAGCACCAGAAAAACAGCAUGAUAAUAAAGACGAGAGACGGUGUUUGCCAGGAUAUUAUACUGCAGCCGAACUAAAGCCUUAUCUUGACCGUCCACCUUUGGACCCUAAUGCACCGGGAGCAUCUGGAAAACCAUUUAAAGUUGACAAACUGUCACCUGAGGAGGAGAAAGAGCGAGAAGAAGGAGAAAAGAAACAUUGUUUUAAUCUUUUUGCUAGUGAUAGAAUUUCAUUACACCGAGACCUUGGACCUGAUACAAGGCCCCCAGAGUGCAUUGAACAAAAGUUUAAGCGAUGUCCACCUCUGCCCACAACAAGCAUCAUUACUGUGUUCCACAAUGAAGCCUGGUCCACUCUGCUCCGCACUGUAUACAGCGUCAUGUACACCUCUCCUGCCAUCCUCCUCAAGGACAUUAUUAUGGUGGACGACGCCAGUACAGAUGAGUAUUUGAAGGAUAAACUUGAUGACUACGUGAAGCAGUUUGGGAUCGUGAAAGUGGUCAGACAGAAAGAAAGAAAAGGACUUAUUGCCGCUCGCUUAGCCGGUGCCUCUGUAGCAACAGGCGACACACUGACUUUUUUAGACGCGCACUGUGAAUGUUUCUAUGGUUGGCUGGAGCCCUUACUGUCGAGAAUUGCGGAGAAUCUCACAGCUGUAGUGAGCCCGGACAUCGUCACAAUUGACCUCAACACUUUUGAGUUUAGCAACCCUUCUCCGUACGGCAAUAACCGUAACCGAGGGAACUUUGACUGGGGUUUGGCAUUUGGAUGGGAGACUGUUCCCGUUUUAGAAAACAAGAAAAGGAAAGAUGAAACUUAUCCAAUAAAGACACCAACGUUUGCAGGAGGCCUGUUUUCCAUUUCUAAGAAAUACUUUGAGUACAUUGGAACUUACGAUGAUGAAAUGGAAAUAUGGGGCGGUGAGAAUAUUGAAAUGUCCUUUAGAGUAUGGCAGUGUGGUGGGCAGUUAGAGAUCCUGCCAUGUGCUGUUGUUGGCCAUGUGUUCCGCAGUAAGAGUCCUCACACCUUUCCUAAAGGUACUCAAGUGAUCAUCCGGAACCAGGUCCGCCUGGCUGAGGUGUGGAUGGAUGAUUACAAAGAAAUAUUUUAUCGGAGGAAUCGCGAAGCAGCAAACAUUGUGCAGCAGAAAUCUUAUGGAGAUUUAUCUAAGAGACAAAGUUUGCGUCAAAACCUCCAGUGCAAGAAUUUUACAUGGUAUCUGAAAAAUGUCUAUCCUGAAAUAUAUGUACCAGAUCUUAACCCACUCAUCUAUGGUGAUAUACAGAAUAUAGGCAAAGGGUGGUGUUUGGAUGCUGGAGGAGAUAAUAGUCAGGGGGACAAACCUCCAAUCUUGUACAGUUGUCAUGGACUUGGGGGUAACCAGUAUUUUGAAUAUACAUCAAGUCAUGAAAUUCGACAUAAUAUUCAAAAGGAACUAUGUCUCCGGGCUGGUAAAGGACCUGUGAUGCUCAAGAAAUGUAAUUACAAAGGCAGAGGGACUUCUGUGCUACCAGAGGAAAAGUGGGAGCUUCAAAAGGAUGAAGUUCUCUACAAUCCUGCAUAUAAUAUGUGCCUGACGGGAAAUGGCCAGAAUCCAAGCCUUGUACCAUGCAAUCCUACUGACCGUUUUCAACAAUGGGUGUUCCGACAAAGCACAUAAGAAACAAAUUCAUUUAUCUUUUAACACUGCGAUCUAAAAACACAACAUAAUAAUAAUAAUAAUAAUAAUUGCAAAACACUAACAUUUUAUGCAAUUGGUAAUACUGAAAACCUAACAAAAGAGACUAAACCUAUUGUGUUACAAUAGAAAGGACUCUCUAAAUAUUAUACAAAUGCCAAAGAAUGUUUUAAAUCUGUUUUUAUUUUCUGUGUGUUUACAUUAUAAUUGUUAUUAGGUCAGGUUGAGGUGAUGGGGUUUAUAGUGAUAAACUGUACAAUGGGGAGUUUUAUUUCUCUGCACGUAUGGAAAAGAAACGAGGCCAUCUAAUUAUGCUUGGGAGCAUGUAUAUUUAAAAACAAGAUUUGGCAACAGCAGAAAAUGUAAUGAACUAGAAAAUGUGUUGGGAUAAUUGAUAAUGUCUCCUAACAGUACAAUUUUUUUUUUUUUUUUUUUUAGCAUCUUUUUUACUACUGGUACCAAUUUCAAUGUGUUUUGGCUUGGAGGCCGAUAUAUUGUUAUCGUACUGUAUAUUUAUUUAUUGGGAGGUAUUUACUUUAGCCAAGUGGAGUGCAAAGUAUUUUGUUUGCUUUUGAGCUAUUUUGUCCAUUUGUAUAUGCCUAAGGCAAGUGUACAUUUAUCCAUGAUAUUUGUUCCCAGUUCUUGGCCGCCAGGUCUAAAGUCAAGUAUUGCUUUAUAACGAUAAUCUGCACUACUGCUUGUUUUACCCUGAGUGAGAUGCAGCCCUAUGCUACAUAGUUGUCGAAUCCCAAUAUGAGGGUUCAUAUCAGGAUUAGACAAUUCUAUGGGGCAUAUUAAAUUAUGCGCACAUAUUUGAACUACCCCGCAAGGUUUUCCUAUUCAAUUGUAGGAAUGAAAAUGAGCUGUGGUUCUAAUCACUGCAUCUUCUUCUUAGCACCCCCAGAGCAAGUCUGAUUUUUUUUUUUUUUUAAUAAAAUCGUUAUUUUUAGGAAAAAUUGUUGAGACUUGCAAUGGAACUCCUGGUACAGAAGAAUAUAUAGUGUUACAUUAGUCAUUACACUGUGUUGGAAUAUCCAGUAGUCUAAAUUUGUCCUUAAAUUGUAAUUUCAGAAUCAUAUGAAAGUAGGAGAUCUUACAAGAAUUAUCCUUCAUGUCAUAUUACUUUUGUGUUCCUGUUACCAGGCUAAAAAGCAAAAACAAAACCUUUAUACAAUAAUUGAGAAUUGGUUUGUCUGGUUUCCAACAAUGUUUAUUUCUCUGUGUGCUUAUUUUGGGUAUCCGGAUUGUAUCUGAUUUGUUUUUAUAUUCUUAAUGUGCUGUCUGUUCUGUACUGCUGUAUAAUUGAGUUUUAAAAUAGUACAUGACUAAGGGGUCUAUUUACUAAGCCUUGGGUUGAGUGAAAGUCAACGGAGAUAAAGUACCAGCCAAUCAGAUCCUACUGUAACUGUCAUUUUUUAAACACAGCCUGUGGCAUGACAGUUAGGACCCGAUUGGCUGGUACUUUACUGUAUCUCCGUCGAUUUUAUCUCCAUCCAAGGCUUAGUAAAUAGACCCCUAAGGGACUUGAUACAUUUUCUACUACGUCUGCUAAUGAAAAUAUCUGUUACAUUUGUUAAAUGACAAGUGUGUUUGCAUAACUGAAUGUUGAAACAAAACUGCAAUGGGGUUUUGUAUGAAUUUUACUAAAAAUGUUUAUUUUUGCAUUUAUGGUUUUGAAGGAUAUUUUAAUGGUCACAUUGGCCCAAAAAGCUUUUAUUCUUUUUUUUUUUUGCAACAUACCAUGGGUAGAUUUACUUACUCGCGAUCUUCAGUGACUUUGUCUGACCAUUUUAAAACAGCAAAAGAUGCUAAAUCAGACUUGUUUAGCAUUGAUUGGAUAAAGCUGCAGGUGAUUGGCGGCUUUGAAAAACCUACAUUUAGUAAAAAUAUCCCUGACUUUUUAGGAUUAAACUAUUGUGUAUGGGUUUUUUUCCCAGCUGCGUAUAAUAGUCUAGAUUGGUGGACUAAAUCCUAAAUAAAUGUACAGAUUUACUAAAA
Pseudophryne corroboree (corroboree frog) is the source of this 4228-nucleotide messenger RNA. It is a transcript of the gene GALNT3, whose product is annotated as polypeptide N-acetylgalactosaminyltransferase 3. The coding region runs from base 323 to 2212 and encodes 629 amino acids. Gene Ontology annotation, biological process: protein O-linked glycosylation. The transcript is spliced from 11 exons. The record is from RefSeq and is a predicted model, not a curated record. Gene Ontology annotation, molecular function: polypeptide N-acetylgalactosaminyltransferase activity. Gene Ontology annotation, cellular component: Golgi apparatus. NCBI's taxonomy places the organism in Eukaryota, Metazoa, Chordata, Amphibia, Anura, Myobatrachidae.